Patiria miniata (bat star) is the source of this 2166-nucleotide messenger RNA. RefSeq names its product centromere protein M-like. NCBI's taxonomy places the organism in Eukaryota, Metazoa, Echinodermata, Asteroidea, Valvatida, Asterinidae. The transcript has 5 exons. Bases 150 to 689 code for a protein of 179 amino acids. The record is from RefSeq and is a predicted model, not a curated record.
GCACCUUUUAUGGCUGUGCGUAAAUACCACGUAAGAAAUAAGGGACAAGACUCGCACAGAAAAGGCGUACAUUUCGAAUGGAAACAGCCGGUGCAGUUUGUCGUCUGCUCGAUUUUUAUGAGUUUUAUUUGUCCGUUCAUCGAUAAAUCAUGGCAUUUACUUCGCACAGCAAGCUACCAGAAUUGAACACAGCAACAAUUCUUCUGGUGGGAAUGCAGGGCAUAGGUAAACACAGACUGGCUGGGGCACUCCUAGAACUCAACACGUCAUACUCACUGCAAGUCCGGACUGCCACCCAUCUGCCGCUGCCCGCUGAAAACAGCGAGAGCCGGCCACGGAUUGACUUUGUGGUCUUCCUGCUGGAUGCUAACAACAACAUGAGCAUCAGUAAAACGGUUGCCUCAGCCAAGGAGCUAGAUGUGAGCUACUUCCUGGGCAGGGCUUGCUUCGUGGUCCUGAAUGCAACCAGCGAGAGCUUACACUGUACCGAUAUGAGUAACAUCACAGGGCUGUGCGAUGCUCAUGACUCGCCCAUGCUGUGUGGAAGUCUGCAGGACGAGAAUCAAAGAAAAUGUUUAGCUCGGAAGCUGCUGUGCCAGACAGAGGUGAGCAGUGGCUUCAAGCAUGCUGUAUCCCCCAUGCUCAUCCAGGCAACAAAGCACACCUACGAGUUCAUGGAACCGUUAUGAUGGCAAUACUCUGCACCGAAGACAAGAUAUUUUGGUACUGUUUAGAAAACCGGAUAGUUGGCUCCGUGGUGCUGAAAGUUCUUUUUGGUAGUUUGCUUCUAGUUUGGGAAGUAUGUGUGUGAAUGCCUUUAGAUGUCAAGUUUGACUGUGCCAAGUAGUUUUGGAAAGUUAUGGUUGAGCUGGCAUCAAACAGCAAAGCUUUAGCCCACGUUGGCAGAAGACACCAUUGGUGUGAUGCCUUUUAAAGGAAACCUAGAUGUGUGACUGGUAAGAUUAUCUCACAUGCCAAUAUUGCGUGUGAUUCCUGAACAGUAACAUUGGAAAAGACUCCAGCCAUAGCACACCUUUUAUAAGGGAGAUUGGUUGCGUACAAGGUACAUGUAUGACUUCUUGGGAAUUGCAGAAGUACAAUUCCAUUUCAACCGUGCUAGUCAACACAACUUUGUAAGACCAUAAAUGGCUUCUUAAAUACACUUUAUUUCAGUUUAAAAUACAACACACAUAUUACAUUUAAAAUUAAUCAGAAAUUUGGUCGUCUUGUACUUUAGGUUAAGAAGCGGUUGUGUACAACAGACACAAAUUGUGCGAUCUUUCACAUAAUCAAAAUGUGUACACUAAUAUUCAAUUUUGGUUAAACGUCUUACCAAAAUUGAUCAAAACGUAUGUAUUUCUUCAUGGCAUUUGUAGAAUUCUAUAAUGGCUGUUAACAUAAACAGGCUACAUUUUGCAAAGAAAGUGCUUUUUGUUUUUAAUUUCAGCAAAGCAAACUUAGCAAAGCUUUAUACAUGUAAUGUGUUAUAAGUUAUCGGAAACAGUUAACGAGAACCUGCGGUUGCAAUGUCUUAAUACUGUCAUACCCUGUCUUAAUUUGUUAUAUAUUUUAUAUGAAUAAUCUCAUUACUGGAUCAAAUACAAAAAGUAUUGUAUUUUUUCCUACAUUUUUCACAUAACAUUGUAUGUUUAAUAGCAGUAUCCAUUAGCACAUUCGCGUACAAUGCAUGAACACAAGUAAGGCCAAUUUACAUAUCCGAGAUGUACCUUUUUAUAAAUACGCAAAAGGCAAUAAGUAAUAAGUCGCACAACUUUGCGUUUAUUUAUAAAAACCUAAAAUCACGUAUGUGUAAAUUGUAGGCAGUGUCAUUGUAAGCAUUUAAUUUUUUUUAAUACAUUUUUGAUCUAUACAGCACAUUAUGUCCCACUCACAUCAUGGGACAAAGCUAAACAGAUUGGUACUAUAAUUGAUAUUCAGCUUGCUAAACUUUCAAGCGCUGCAUCCUUGAGACAAAGUUCUCUAAACAUGUCUUUAAAUUGCAAUUCUGAACAGCACUUGACACAUAGACAGUGUUCACACUUUUCCUAUUGAAACCUCUGCUUUUGGGCCGAGCACCAUGAGCUGUUCUCAUUACAUUUAUGCCAACAAGUAUGGAUGAAAGUACCAACUACAAGUGUAUACAUUAAAUUUCAAUGAUGUAUUAAA